Messenger RNA from Neogale vison (American mink), 341 nucleotides. RefSeq names its product protein CEBPZOS-like. The coding region runs from base 36 to 278 and encodes 80 amino acids. The record is from RefSeq and is a predicted model, not a curated record. NCBI's taxonomy places the organism in Eukaryota, Metazoa, Chordata, Mammalia, Carnivora, Mustelidae. The transcript has a single exon.
UGCGCACGCGCAGUCCUGGGUGCAAGCACCUCAGGAUGGCCCACACUAUGGAACCAGUGGCAAAGAAGAUCUUUAAAGGAGUUUUAGUAGCUGAACUCUUGGGCGUUUUUGGAGCAUAUUUUUUAUUUAGUAAGAUGAACACAAGCCAAGAUUUCAGGCAAACGAUGAGCAAGAAAUUUCCCUUCAUCUUGGAAGUUUAUUACAAAUCCAUUGAAAAGUCCAGAAUGUAUGGAGUCAGAGAGCAAGAUCAAGAAAAAUGGUUGAAUAGCAAAAAUUAGGACCAGUCAUCGCGUUCAGCCUCCCAUCUAAGCUGUUUGUGACCUUUGUGGGGGAAAAGAAAG